Messenger RNA from Sorex araneus (European shrew), 1283 nucleotides. RefSeq names its product peroxiredoxin 1 (gene PRDX1). Gene Ontology annotation, biological process: removal of superoxide radicals; leukocyte activation; cellular response to stress. Lineage: Eukaryota; Metazoa; Chordata; Mammalia; Eulipotyphla; Soricidae. Gene Ontology annotation, cellular component: cytosol. The coding region runs from base 429 to 1028 and encodes 199 amino acids. Gene Ontology annotation, molecular function: thioredoxin peroxidase activity. The record is from RefSeq and is a predicted model, not a curated record. The transcript is spliced from 6 exons.
AGGCUGCGGGGGACCUGCACGGAAUAUUCGAGAAAUUAUCUGGGUUCUCAGGGCUUCACGUAGUUCGAUGGGGGUCUUCAGGGGGCCUGGCGGAUCCGCAGAGGGCCCCGCCGAGAGAUAUUCCACGGCGAUUAGGAGGCCUCACUGCUGGGACCUAACAGUAGCCGCGGGCAGAGGGGAAUUGUUAUUUUCAGGGGCUCAAGCCGCCCCUCCGCCGAGAAAAGCGCUGAGUCAUUCCGGCGGGGCGCGCUGGGGCAGGGCGGGGCCGGGGCCAGAUCCCCCUCCUCUUUCCUCCUCCCGCACCCCCGGCCGUCUCUCACUCUCGCGAGAGCCCUGGAGGCUAUAAAGGCAGCGCCCCGCGCGAGCCUCGUGCGUCGUCUUCCUGGCUCGUCUCGCUUGCGCUAGGUUUGUAACUGACAAAUAGCAAGAUGUCUUCAGGAAAUGCCAAAAUUGGGCACCCUGCCCCCAACUUCAAAGCUACAGCUGUUAUGCCAGAUGGUCAAUUUAAAGAUAUUAGCCUGUCUGACUACAAAGGAAAAUACGUUGUGUUCUUCUUCUACCCUCUUGACUUCACCUUUGUGUGCCCCACGGAGAUCAUUGCUUUCAGUGAUCGGGCGGAAGAAUUUAAGAAGCUCAACUGCCAGGUGAUUGGUGCUUCUGUGGAUUCUCACUUUUGUCAUCUGGCAUGGAUCAAUACACCCAAGAAACAAGGAGGACUGGGACCCAUGAACAUUCCCUUGGUGUCGGACCCUAAGCGAGCCAUUGCUCAGGAUUAUGGCGUCUUAAAGGCUGAUGAAGGCAUCUCUUUCAGGGGUCUUUUUAUCAUUGAUGAUAAGGGAAUCCUUCGGCAGAUCACUGUAAAUGACCUCCCUGUUGGCCGCUCUGUGGAUGAGACUCUGAGAUUGGUUCAGGCCUUCCAGUUCACUGACAAACAUGGUGAAGUGUGCCCUGCUGGCUGGAAGCCUGGUAGUGAUACCAUCAAGCCUGAUGUCCAGAAGAGCAAAGAAUAUUUCGCUAAGCAGAAAUGAGCCCUGGGUCUGUUAAGGGUCAGGCUGCAAUAAGCAGCCAUGAGAACAAACUUUGCUAUUGUCAUGCUUUAAACAUGAGAUCUUAGACUCGACCAGAUGUGGUUUGGGAUUGGAACAGUCUUUCCUGUAGGGGUUGGGAGGGGUCAGCUUCCUUGGCAAGAAUAGCCUGAGUUGUACUUUGGGGGCAGGCCAGCAGAUGUGUAUAGUAGAUAAUGCCUUUGACCUUUUGUAGUUCCUAUUAAACUUGAACUGAGA